ACACACAGAGAGAGAGAGAAGAGGAUGGCAAUGCUGCCUCAGCUGGCCUCGUCCGAAUGCUUCGGUCUCGGUUCACAAAACAGCCCUUACUACCUGCAGUGCGUGCAUCGCAAGGAGGGCGGCAAUCGCAUCGAGGCGAACGCCGACGCCCUCAUCGAAAACAUGCGCGCCCGAUUCUUCGUGGAGCCGUGGGGGGAGCACCCCGGGGCCGGGUACGUCCACGUCCGCUGCUGCUACAACAACAAGUACUGGGUACCUCUGGAGGUGCAGGAGCCCGGCGCCCACGGCAGACGCCCUCCCUCUUCCUCUUCCUCUUCCUGGGUCAUUGGCACCACAAAUGAACCGGAGGAGGACACGUCCAGCCCGCAUUGCACGCUCUUUCGGCCCGAGCGUUUCAAGGCCAACGAAACUAUCAGGUUCAUCCAUCUUGUCCUAAAAAAAUGUGUUUACGGGCCCCUAGUAGGAAGACACGACUCCAUACCCCAGUUGCAACUACAAGAGUUUAAGGAUGAUAUACCUAUUAGAGAUAUGAGACUAUAAUUUUAGCGUCACUGGUUUGUCGAGACACGAGGCAUUGCCUAGGCAUGUUGCUUUCAAAGGCGACAAUGGCAAAUACCUGGGCACGGCUCAUGUCAUGGCAACCAUCUGGGAAAAAGUUGGGAAGGUUCUGGAUGGAUUUGGCCUGCUGGAAAAGCUCUUACAUGAGAAACCUGCCGAAGAUGCAUUGAGAAAUGAGUUCGGACAUCUACGUCUGCAAUUUCACACAGAAGACAAGGGAGAUGCAGGUGUGAUUUUCACUACUUUUACCCGUACUGAUGGGACCGUCCGCAUAUUAUCCAACCUGAAUGGGUAUUGGAAGCGCGGCUCGGACUCAGAUGAUUGGGUUUCAGUUGCGCACAUAAAAGACCCCCUCCGCGACAACGACCCUCACACAUUAUUUGAGGUGGUCACCGGGGAUGGCUUCAUUGCACUCCGGAAUCUGGGCAACAAGAAAUUCUGCAAAAGGUUAAGCGCAGACGGGGAGUCAGAUUGCCUCAGUGCUUCCGACGAGAACAUAUCUCAAUGUGCAAGGUUGAUGGUGGAAGAGCCGGUUGAUAAAUGUGAGAUCUAUGAUGAAAAGUACCACCUGGAGGAAGCAAGGAUUUACAACAAGCAGAUUAUAAACGUGGCCACUGAUUACAGCACCAACGACACAAACAAAGAGAUGAAAGCCAAGUUUUCCUUCGUCAAGAAAAUUGAAGUGGCCAGCAAGUGGGAAACCAGCGCUUCAUCCAAGCAAGGAACCGAUGCCAAGAUAAGCUUCGGCACCGGCGGGGAGAAACCACCGAUAAUUGUAGGUGGAGAAGUUACAUUCUCCUAUGAGUCCUCUUCAUCACAUGCCAAGGGAACAUCAGAAACCAACACGGAGGAGACAACGGUCACGCAGGAGUAUGAUAUCCCUUCGAAGACUACAAUCGCAGCAAAGCUGAUUGGAAUGCGAGCUUGCUGUGACGUGCCCUAUUCAUACAAGAAGAGGGUACGCCUGACCACCGGAAAAGAAGUUACCAGCACCCACCAUGAUGGCAUCUAUACCGUGGCCAACAACUAUAACUUCGGCAUCGUCUUCACUGAUAACAAAGAAGAGGUCGAGAAGUUACAGGCUCGGUACUUUUCAACCCGGCCUUAAUUAUGCUUUCUACUCUGUUGGGUUUCCUUUCACGUAUGUUGUCUGAAUAAUCCUGAUGUUUACCGUCAGGCUAGCUGCACGUAGUAGUGGAGUACUCCGUAGCAGCAUGUCUUGUUUGCUUGUUCUAUCUAUCUGGUCUACCACGUCACCAUGUUAGACGUGAUUCGCGGGUCGCAUAUGUAAUGUAAUGUAAUGUAAGCCUGAGACGUGCGGGUUCACGUCGAGGCGUUGUGUUUCCAUUGUGUUGUGUCGGUUACCCAGCCUCCAGCUUCGGGUCGUGGGAUGGCGCGAUCAGAUGGAGCUGUGAGCGAUGAGGGUUGUUAUGUAUUGUAAUGGCGAGCUUUGCUCCCGAGAAUAAAAGUAAAGAAACAAGAAAAGCCGC
Molecule: messenger RNA, 2048 nt
Organism: Aegilops tauschii subsp. strangulata
Lineage: Eukaryota; Viridiplantae; Streptophyta; Magnoliopsida; Poales; Poaceae
Source: RefSeq, a predicted model, not a curated record